AUGACUUCUCAACAACAACAAAAAGGAGGCAUAAAGUUGACAGACUUUGUACUUCGACCCUCUCUUGGCAAAGUAGGAAGACCAAUUCGUGUUCGAACUAACUUCUUUGAGGUAACCCAUUUGCCCGACGUAAAUGUCACACACUAUGAUGUGACUAUCACUCCCGAUGUCCCUCCUGCUAUAAAUAAGAGAGUAUAUAAACUCUUCGAGGAUUUGCAACGUUCUCAAGGUUUGGGUGGUAUUAAGCCUGUUUUCGACGGGCGAAAAAGUCUAUUUUCACCUAAACCUUUGCCAUUCGGUGAUGCAAAAACCUUUGAUAUUACCCUCCCAGAAGACGAUGGGAUGACUACUGCUAAACGUGCUCCCCGUGCAUUCAGUAUCAAAAUUAAAAAAGUCGGUGUAAUCAACAUGGAGGAAUUACAUCGUUUCCUCCAAUCCAAAACGGCGAGGACAGAAAAUUGUCUAACAGCAAUUCAAGUUCUUGACGUUUUGAUUAGACAUCAUCCCUCUAUGAAUUAUUCCACAGUGGGUCGUUCUUUCUACACGCCCGAAGGAUCUCAAGCGUUGUUCGGAGGCGUAGAAGUUUGGCAGGGAUAUUACCAAUCUGUCCGUCCAACAAUUAAUAAAAUGAUGAUCAAUGUUGAUCUAUCCGCCACUGCGUUCUAUGAAUCUGGGAAUCUCGUACAAAUGGUGGUCAAAAUAUUGGGAAGAAGAUCGGUAGAUGACCUUCGCCGCGGCUUAGAUGGAAAAGAUCGCAUUAAACUUGAAAAAUCUAUAAAAAACCUCAAAAUUCGAGUUACUCAUCGCGGAGAAGCUGUCGCAAAACGUCGCUAUAAAAUCACGAAAAUCACUCAAAAAUCGGCCCAAGAUACUAAAUUCGAACAAGGUGAUAAUGGCAUCACCGAUGUUGCUUCUUAUUUUAAUAAAACAUAUCAAAUACGCUUGAACUAUCCAUAUUUGCCAUGCGUAACGGUAAAGAAAGAUAUGCACUAUCCUAUGGAAGUAUGCGAAGUGAUUGAGGGACAACGUUUUCUCAGAAAGCUCAAUGAGCGACAAACGGCUGAUAUGAUCAAGUUCACUUGUCAGCCCCCGCAUAUCCGAGCUAAUAAAAUAAAACAAGGACUAGAAAUUUUGAAUUAUCGUAACAAUGAGUAUCUCAGGCAAUUUGGAAUGAGUGUUUCAAGUGAUAUGGCCAUGGUCCAAGCGAGAAUUUUGCCUACGCCUACCUUAAAAUACCAUCCUAAUUCGCGUGAACAUACAGUGACACCAAGAGAUGGUUCAUGGAAUUUACGUGACAAGAAACUGUCCGGUGGUGCUACGCUUACCUCUUGGUCAAAUAUUCCAACUAAAAGUCCUCCUAUCUCGAACGCUGGUUAUCAUGCUGACGUUGAGAACGUUUUGAAACAAGCAUGGCAGAAAGCCGGAAAUGCCGCUAAAGCAGCACCUCAACUUAUUGUCUGCAUAUUACCCAACACGGGCGUUGCGUUAUACGCGGCAAUAAAACGUGUUAGUGAUACUAUUUUGGGUGUGGCAACUCAAUGUAUCCAAUCUAGACAUAUGAUGCAGGCCAAGAAACAAUAUUGUGCAAACGUAUGCUUAAAGAUGAACGUCAAGCUAGGUGGCUACAAUGUGCACCUACUACCAAAUCAAGUUUCAUUUAUAUCAGAAAAGCCUACUAUAAUAAUGGGUGCUGAUGUUACUCAUCCUGCUCCUGGUAGCAUUGGGCGUCCUUCCAUCGCUGCCGUCUGCGGUUCACUCGACCCAAAAGCAACAAAAUAUUCGGCAGCAAUCAGAGUACAAGCUGGUCGUACCGAGAUUAUUGCUGAUCUGGCUAACAUGGUUAAAGAACUCCUUAAAAACUUCUAUAAAGCUUCGGGAAAAAAACCAGAACGUAUUCUGUUCUAUCGUGAUGGUGUGUCUGAAGGACAGUUUGAGCAUGUAUUGAACAGAGAAAUAGAGGCGAUAAAAGAUGCUUGCAAAAGUUUGGAUGCUACGUAUAAUCCUAAGGUGACCUUUGUAGUUGUUCAAAAGAGGCAUCAUGCACGAUUUUUCCCCAUUGAUCAAAAAGACUCGGAACGCUCGGGAAAUUGUCUCCCGGGAACGGUGGUCGAAUCUGGGAUUACACACCCUUUCGAAUUCGAUUUUUAUUUGCAAAGUCACUCUGGGCUGCAAGGUACAUCUAGACCUUGUCAUUACCAUGUCAUCUGUGACGAAAACUUUUUCACGCCAGAUUCAUUACAGACCUUAUCGUAUAAUCUCUGUUAUCUCUAUGCAAGAUGUACGCGCUCUGUAUCGCUGGUGACUCCCGUCUACUAUGCUCAUUUAGUCUGUAGUCGUGCUCGUUUUCACUCUAAAGAUGACAACUUUUCGGAGUUUACCGACUCUGCCGAUGAUGGUGUCGGAGCAGCAGCUAGCUUUAGUGCCGUAAAACCGGAAUUGACGAGA
Molecule: messenger RNA, 2445 nt
Organism: Ambispora gerdemannii
Lineage: Eukaryota; Fungi; Glomeromycota; Glomeromycetes; Archaeosporales; Ambisporaceae
Source: the annotation of a GenBank genome assembly